Nicotiana attenuata is the source of this 2407-nucleotide messenger RNA. RefSeq lists its product as uncharacterized. The record is from RefSeq and is a predicted model, not a curated record. Bases 61 to 1617 code for a protein of 518 amino acids. The transcript is spliced from 18 exons. Lineage: Eukaryota; Viridiplantae; Streptophyta; Magnoliopsida; Solanales; Solanaceae. Gene Ontology annotation, molecular function: protein binding.
UUAUGAUAAAAAAUAUGACGGCUCAAUCACAGCCGUAAAAAAAUCACGUGGGAAAAUAAAAUGACCUUGAAGCGGGAAAAAUCCACCAUUUUUUCGCUGCACUUUGCUCUCUCACUCGCCCUUCUCUUCUCCACUGAAUUUAUAUUCGUUUUACAGAUUAUGGAGAAAUACUUGGCUCCUUCAGAUCUCUCUUCCAUAAACCCUAAAGCCAGUAAAAGGUCACAAUGGAAGAGAAGUCUAGUGGAAUUAAAUGGAAAAUUUGAUCGAAAGUACCAGCAUGAUGUAUCUGGAUUACUUAUGCAAUCUUAUUCAGAGGUUAUGGCGUUACCUCAUACUUAUCACAUCAAUGGAGCACCUUGUCAAACACAUGUGAACUGGUUUCUUGGUGGUGCUGGUUCUGACUAUAGUCAAAAUCCGUCGGGCGGACAGGGUAUCUCAGCUUUGGAAUUUGAUAAAAAGGGCGUAUAUCUAGCAUCAGUGACUAAAUCAGGUUGCUUAACUGUGCAUGACUACGAGAGUCUCCAUUGUGAUGGUUCAAAAGAGGAUGAAACAAAGCAGUUGCUGCACAUUUCUACUGGUCAACAACUUGAUGUUGUUCGAUGGAAUGUUUCCAAUCAAGAUGAGGUUGCAAGCACAUCUAUGAAAAGUUCUGAAGUAUGUAUAUUUGACAUUGGCUAUGUAUCCUCAGAACCUGUUGAAGUGUUAAGGAAAAGGCCGACUAUCUCUGUUCAUGGAUAUAAUGUUCAUAAAGGUUUCUCUGAUAUAGCAUUUUGUUCCAAUGAUGAUUCAAGGUUACUUGCUUCUGAUGUUUCUGGUGUAAUAAAUAUAUGGGACAGAAGAGCGAGUGAUCUUCCAUGUCUUGAGCUAGCAACCAAUUCCAGUAGUCCUCUUAACAGUAUCAAGUUGAAUGCUGACGAUCAGGUUAUUUUUGGAGCUAGCAAGCAGGGGAUCAUCUACAUGUGGGAUAUUCGUGGUGGAAGAUCGUCUACAGCUUUCCAAAAUAACAAAGUGGUAAGUUAUUCUCCUAUUACAGCAGUGAAAAUAGCAUCUGAGUUAGAGAAAAUUGUUUCUUUGAAGGCUCAGUCAAAUAUAGUUUCCAAGGAAAUACACUCCAUUGAUAUAAAUCCAUCUUGCCAAUAUCAACUGGCAUUUCAUCUUGACGAUGGUUGGUCAGGUGUUUUGGAUGUCCAUAGUUUGAAAGUCACACAUAUUCAUUGCCCCCCUCCACCCUGGUUGGAUGACUUCAAUGAUUUGACUAACUUACAUUGCUUACGGAAACCUUCAUGGCUACCAGCGUAUUCGACUUAUGUGGUUGGAUCAUUAUCAAGUAACGGGCUCUAUCUGUUGGAUUUCUAUCCAGAUCAUAGCUCCCCUUGCCAUGUGGAUUUCAAUGAGGAGAUGCAAGAGCUUUGCGGAGUAAAGAGCCAGCAUAAGCAAAAUCAGUUCAUUACAACAUCUGAAGGUGUUACUGCAUGUAUUGCUCAUCCCUUGACUGGAACCAUUUUGGUCGGAACUAAGCAUUCGUCGCUUUUGGUGAUUUCACAAACAGGAGGCAAGUCAUUUCAAGGAGCAUAUGAUUCUCCUAGCCUUGAAGGCAAUCCCCGAAGCACCAGCUAAAUCUUGCUUGCAUGCUCAUACACACAUCUACCAAACUAGAAUUGUUUGUAACAAGUGCAGCAGGAAAAUUGACGGUGCAUCAGCUUUAGACAAUGUCUGAAGUUUGUGUUAAAUGCAAGGUCUCUAACCACAUAUACUGUGGACGUGUAUGAAGGAGUGCUUAGAGGGGCAGGCAAAAAUUGUUCCAGUUUCUUUAUGACUGAAAACAAAGAGUUAUUACCGGAACAUAUUAUCCGAUCUAAAUGAUUUGCUGAAGUUGAAAGGAUCUCUGCAAUCCUUGAGCAAGUGAAGGAGGUGAAAGAAAUCUAGCCUUCAAGUUUAUGCUUGUGGUGGCGUACUCUUUCCUUCAACAGUUCAAUCUUGUCCAACUCUUUUCAUACCUGGCGUUGAAAUGAAAAAUCCUUUGGGCAUAUGAUACAAUGUUAAUUUUAGCACAAGUUUACUCCUGUUCAAAUUUGUUUACCAAUUCCUGUAGGGAUGGAUGUAGUAAGUCAGCAGUGGGUGCAGGAUUGAACUAUAUAUAUAGUUAAACAAUUUAGCAAGAAAUAUAUUCUUACGAAUAUCUAUACCAACUGACUUAAAAUAUUGUUUACCAAUAUCCACACCGGGGGUCUAGCAUUAGGAAAGUGUGGAGGUCGAGAAUUAGGUUUGUAGGUUAGGAGGUAGCUGAGCAUUUUUUUUCUACUUCGUACCGGUGUGAGGUUAGUCCGAUAGGGUUGUCUUAAACUGCUAGUUAUUAAUGUUGUGUUCUCACUAGUCUUUUGUUUUUCAUAGUGCCGGGCCUUAUUUA